Molecule: messenger RNA, 267 nt
Organism: Juglans microcarpa x Juglans regia
Lineage: Eukaryota; Viridiplantae; Streptophyta; Magnoliopsida; Fagales; Juglandaceae
Product: ribulose bisphosphate carboxylase large chain
Exons: 1
Molecular function (GO): magnesium ion binding; ribulose-bisphosphate carboxylase activity
Source: RefSeq, a predicted model, not a curated record
AUGGUAAUUAGUUGGAGAGACCAUUUCCUAUUUUGUGUUGAAGCAAUUUAUAAAGUGUAGGUUGAAACCAGUGAAAUCAAAGGGCAUUACUUGAAUGCUACUGCAGGUACAUGCAAAGAAAUGAUCAAAAGGGCUGUAUUUGCCAGAGAAUUGGGAGUUCCUGUCGUAAUGCAUGACUACUUAACUGGGGGAUUUACUGCAACUACUAGCUUGGUUCAUUAUUACUGAGAUAAUUGUCUACUUCUUCACAUCCAUCGUGCAAUACAU